Molecule: messenger RNA, 463 nt
Organism: Solanum tuberosum (potato)
Lineage: Eukaryota; Viridiplantae; Streptophyta; Magnoliopsida; Solanales; Solanaceae
Product: flowering-promoting factor 1-like protein 3
Exons: 1
Coding region: 48-371 (107 amino acids)
Biological process (GO): regulation of flower development
Source: RefSeq, a predicted model, not a curated record
ACAUAUAUUCAACUUCCCCUCCCUCCAUCCCUCCAUAACUCCACAUCAUGUCUGGUGUUUGGAUUUUCAAAAACGGUGUCGUCCGGCUAGAAAACCCCGGCGACUGCCACGUCAGCUCCACGACCGGUCAUCGGAAAGUUCUAGUUCAUGUUCCUAGUAAUGAAGUCAUUACAUGUUAUGCAAAUCUUGAAAGAAAGCUUUAUAGUCUUGGAUGGGAGAGGUAUUAUGAUGAUCCACAACUUCUUCAAUACCACAAAAGAUCCACAAUUCAUCUUAUUUCCCUCCCAAUUGAUUUUAAUAGGUUUAAAUCCAUUCAUAUGUAUGAUAUUGUCGUUAAAAAUCGAAAUGAAUUUGAAGUUAGAGAUAUGUAAAGUUACUAACUUUCUUUACGUGGACAUUCGGACAUAAAAAAUAUGAAAUUUGGAGAAAUAAAAAGUAGUAUAUGUGUUUUCGAGCUGAUAAU